AUGACUCAGAGGAGACGCAGAGCAGGAGGAAGAGAGGAGGAAAUGGCAGCUUCUCAGGGACGGCUGACGUUCCAGGAUGUGGCCAUAGACUUCACUCAAGAGGAGUGGGAAUGUCUGGACCUCGGUCAGCGGGAAUUGUACAGGGAUGUGAUGUUAGAGAAUUACGGGAACCUGGCCUCCUUGGGUCUUGUGGUCUCUAAGCCGGACCUGGUCACCUUUCUGGAGCAAAUGAAGAAUCCCUGGGAUGUAAGGAGAAUGGACACAACAGCCACAUACCCAGCUAUAUCUCUUCAAGACACCCAGGAUUUGAUGCCAAAGAAACCAAGGGUAGAAGAUUUUUUCCCAAAAGCAAACCUAGGAAUAUAUGAAAGAUUUCACCUCAGAAACAUGCAAUUAAUGAAAGACUCAGAACAUACAAGGGCGUGUGAAAGACAGAGAGAAUGUUUACAUGGACAUAAAGAAAUUGAGACAGUUACACAUAAUGCAGACAUUACUGUAGAAAGAAAUGAGCUACUUGAGUCAAAUUGGGGGAAACAUUCAUUUCAGUCUUCAACAUCUGCUGAGAAGUGUAAGUUUAUCAGAAAAAAUUUACAUCGUUUUUUGAAACAUAGUUGUUCUCUGAAAGGAAAUACGGAAAAUCAGGAAGGUCCUCCAGUCUCUACUGUAAAUACUCAUUCAAACCACUCUGAGCAUAGGCUUCAAUUCAACAUAUAUUUAAACAUGUCUGAAAACCAGAAAUCUAAAAAUGAUGGGGCAAACUCACAAUAUAAUCAAUUUGAGGGAUCUAUGAUUAGGAAGUCACUAUUCUUCCAUCAACAGAUAUUUUCUCUCCAUUCCAAGAUGAAUAGUGUUGAUGAUAAUGGAAGAGAUGUAAUCCAACCAGCAUUAUUCAAUACAUCCCAUGAUAUGGUUAAUAGGAAAGAACUUUCCAUGUGUAAUAAAAUGAGUCAGACCUUAAGUAAGACCUCCAGCUCCAAUAAUUACACAAUUAUUUAUGAUGGAGUGAAGGUCUAUUCAUGCAAUGAACCUGGGCAUAACUUUGAACAAGACUCAAACUUCAUGGAACAUCAGGGAGCUCAAUCUUCACGCAAGGAUUCUAUAAGUAAUAAAUGUAAGAAUAUCUUUUAUGAAGCAUCAGAUCUUUCUCUACAUAAGAGUAUUCAUAGUGGAGAGAAAACUUACUAUUGUAGUGAAUAUGGUAAAGUUUCUAAUCAGUCUUCAAAUCUGAUUAAACAGCAGAGAAUUCAGAAUCCACAGAAACAUUACAAGUGUAAUAAAUGUGGGAAAGUCUUCAGUAACUCAUCUAAUAUAAGUAAACAUAGGAAAAUACAUUCAGGAAGGAAACCUUUCAAGUGUACAGUAUGUGCCAAAGCCUUUAAUCAGAGUUCAAAUCUUAGUCAACAUCGGCAAAUCCAUACUGGCAGGAAACCUUAUAAAUGUAAGGAAUGUGGCAAAGUGUUU
Messenger RNA from Odocoileus virginianus texanus, 1461 nucleotides. The record is from RefSeq and is a predicted model, not a curated record. NCBI's taxonomy places the organism in Eukaryota, Metazoa, Chordata, Mammalia, Artiodactyla, Cervidae.